UAUAAAAAAAUAUUUGUUUAUUCAUUUUAUAAUACGAUAUUUGUAUUUAUCAAAAUUAAGAUUCAUUUAUAUACAAUCUAGCUGUAGCCAUUCUUUGUUCAAACAUUUAUAUAUGACCGGAGACCGUGUUACAUUAUCUGAAAAUUGUAAAUACGCUCUUAAAAAUUAAUAUCGUCAUCAUAUUUAUACAAUUCCGUGUUGUGCUUGUAUGUCUCCGUAGUCAGACCAAGAAACAGGGAAAAUAUCGGUUUAGAUCACGGAUGAUGUAUAAACUGUUACAUAUAAAACUAUGAUAAUCAAUUCGGGUACGAUGCACGGCCGGUAAUUUUAAUCAUGUAAUUUAUAACUAGCAUCUGUCAUUUACAAUACAAAGAAAACUAGUAAUAUUUCUACCGUUUAUAUGAUGGAAUGGGUUGUUGAUUAUUAUGAGUAGGUUAAUAAUUAUUUAUUAUAUGUUAAUAUAACGUGCAUAUGUGUGGUAUUUAUUGUAUGUAGUGUGUGAAAAUGCAAAUAUAUGUAAUUAAAUUUAUUUUGAAAGUUAAAGAUUUAAAUUAGAAGGACCUAAUAUAUAAUAUUUGGGAAAAAGAAUAUGCAAUCUAGUAAAUAUCAAACAAUGUAUUCCACGGAUGAAAUUUUUGAUGAUCUUAUGGAUGAAUGUAAAUAUACUGGAUUGGAUGCACACCUAUCAUAUGCUUUACGAAACCGUAUAGAAAAAUGUAAAAUUGAAACUCGGAGAGAAAUUGUGUCUUAUAAAAUAGAUGGAUGUGCACCAUUAUUUAUUGCCUGCAAAAGAGGUCAUGUAGACAUUGUAGAAUAUCUUAUAACAGUAUGUGAUGCAGACAUUGAACAGAGAGGAAACUAUGCAGCGCCUGAUGAUAGAUCAAUACAUUAUGUUACACCACUAUGGUGUGCUGCAGUAUCUGAAAAACUUCCUGUAGUAAAGUGUUUGAUAGCUCAUGGUGCAGAUAUUAAUGCUGUCUCAGAUUCUGGUUCUACUACAGUAAGAUCAACAUGCUUCGUGACACGUAUGGAUAUUGUAUCCUAUUUGGUUGAAAAUGGUGCUGACAUAUCAAAACCAAAUUAUAAUGGUGGAACAUGCUUAAUAAAUUCAAUACAGAGUGUAGAAUUAUGCAUUUUCCUUCUGCAGCAUGGCGCUGAUAUAAAUGCUAGGGAUAUUCAUAAUAAAACUGCUUUAUAUUAUGCUAUUCAAGAGAAUAAAUUUAAAACUACAAAACUUUUUCUUGAACAUAAUGCAGAUCCUCAUAUUAGAUCUCGGUGUAAUGAUGAUGCACUUCAAAUUGCUUGUUUAAGAGGGACCAUUCCAAUAUUUGAAUAUUUAGUGGAAAACGUGUCUUAUUCUCCAGAAAGAUUAGCAGAUGCUAAUGAGUUAAUGGGUUCCACAUUUUUUUAUGAUCAUAAUGAUACACAAAUGGCUUUAAAGUAUUGGAGAACAGCUAUGGAAAUUAGAAACUCUCAUAUGGUAGAUGGUAAACCAUUACAAAAAAAACCUGUGUUACCCAAACGAGAUACUUACCGAUAUGCAAUGGAAUUUACUACUCUAGAGGAAUUAAAUGUAAUUGCACUUGAUAUAGAUGCAAUGCGAAUACAAAGUUUAUUAAUAUGUGAACGAAUAUUAGGACCACAUCAUAAAGAUACAUUAUUAAGGUUAAUGUUUAGGGGAGCUUCAUAUGCUGAUACAUUAAGAUAUCAACGUUGCAUAGAUUUGUGGCGUAGGGCAUUAGAAAUUCGUGUCGAAAGAGAUUCUAUUUUGUAUGCUGACACAUGUCUAACAGCACAAGCUUUACUGAAGCUUAUGAUUGAUUUAAAUGAAAAAACUUUGGAGGUCAUGAAUCGUAAUGGAAAUAAAAAGGAGCCUAGAUUCUGUGAUGUAGUAGCUAUCUUUAAGUUACUCUCAAGUCAAUUAAUAGAUGCUAGAGAAUUAUUAGAGAUAAAACCAGUGCACAAAAGACAACAAGAAAGUUAUGAACGGAUCUUAAAAUGUGUGACACAUUUAAUAUAUUUAUUGAUAGAAACAGGAGAAACUAAUGAGGAGAAAACAUUAACAAAACAACUAGUACAUGAAUUAGUUAAACAAAAUCCUAGAUCUGCACAUGCAGAAGAUACUCUUUUGCAUCUAUGUGUAUCUAGUUUGAAUACUAUCAACACAAGUUAUUUUACUACUGCUAAUGCAACUCAAGUAAUUUUUCCACGUUUGGAAGUUGUUAAGUUACUUUUAGAAUGUGGAGCAAAAGUCAAUGCACGAAAUGAAUCACGAUCAACUCCUUUGCACAUAGCAAGCAAAGUUAAAAAAUUUGAUGUUCCACUCAUAAAAUUAUUGUUGGAUUAUGGGGCUCAUUUAGAUAUUCCAAACAAAGCUGGAAAUACACCAGCAGAUUUAAUAUCUUCCUAUCCUGAGAAUAAUGUGAAUCUUGUUAAAUAUAUUAGCUUACAAUGUCACGCGGCACAUGCAAUGUGUAAAUAUGGUAUUGACUGCAUAGAAUUGCCAUCUGCAUUGCAAGAGUUUUUAGAAUUUCACAGAGAAUAAAUGUAUAUUUUUACAAUAA
Vespa crabro (European hornet) is the source of this 2564-nucleotide messenger RNA. RefSeq names its product protein fem-1 homolog C. Bases 590 to 2545 code for a protein of 651 amino acids. Gene Ontology annotation, molecular function: protein binding. NCBI's taxonomy places the organism in Eukaryota, Metazoa, Arthropoda, Insecta, Hymenoptera, Vespidae. The transcript has 9 exons. The record is from RefSeq and is a predicted model, not a curated record.